Messenger RNA from Oldenlandia corymbosa var. corymbosa, 2823 nucleotides. Lineage: Eukaryota; Viridiplantae; Streptophyta; Magnoliopsida; Gentianales; Rubiaceae. The record is from the annotation of a GenBank genome assembly.
AUGGAUGAAAAUUUUGAAGAGGGCAAGCUUCCUGAACUCAAAUUAGAUGCUAAACAAGCGCAAGGGUUCCUUUCAUUUUUCAAAACCUUACCCAGUGAUUCAAGGGCUAUCCGUUUCUUUGAUCGGCGGGAUUAUUACACCGCACAUGGCGAUAAUGCUACUUUUAUUGCCAAGACAUUUUACCGAACCACUACUGCUCUUAGACAACUGGGUAAUGGUUCUGGAGCUAUUUCUAGUGUUAGUGUGAGCAGGAAUAUGUUUGAGACCAUCACACGUAACCUUCUCUUGGAGAGAACAGAUCACACUCUUGAACUAUACGAGGGCAGUGGCUCUAAUUGGAGGCUGGUUAAAAGUGGAACUCCAGGGAAUCUAGGGUGUUUUGAGGAUAUACUAUUUGCCAACAAUGAAAUGCAGGAUUCCCCAGUUGUUGCUUCAGUUGUUCCCAAUUUCCGAGAGAAUGGAUGCACAGUUGGCUUGGCCUUUCUUGAUAUUACUAAGAGAGUGCUUGGUUUGGCCGAAUUUCUAGAUGAUAGCCAUUUUACAAACUUGGAAUCUGCUUUAGUAGCUCUUGGUUGCAAGGAAUGCAUUUUACCACUGGAGAGUGCUAGAGCAGUUGAGUGCAGAUCUUUGCAAGAUGCCUUGUCAAGAUGUGGAGUGAUGGUAACUGAAAGAAAGAAAUCUGAGUUUAAAGGAAGGGAUUUAGUAGAGGAUCUUGGUAGGCUUGUUAAAGGAUCUUCUGAGGUAGUUCGAGAUUUGGUAUCCGGGUUUGAAUUUGCACCUGGUGCUUUGGGUUCUAUAUUAUCUUAUGCCGAGUUACUUGCAGAUGAGAGCAAUUACGGAAAAUUUUCAGUCCAACAGUAUAACCUUGACAAUUACAUGAGACUAGAUUCUGCUGCUAUGAGGGCUUUAAAUGUCAUGGAGAGUAAAUCUGACGCCAACAAAAACUUCAGUUUGUUUGGUCUCAUGAAUCGUACUUGUACCGCUGGAUUGGGCAAACGAUUGUUGCAUAUGUGGUUGAAACAGCCUUUACUAAAUGUUAACGAAAUCAACUCCAGGCUCGAUUUAGUGCAAACAUUUGUAGAGGAUGCUGGUCUUCGUCAAGACCUGAGGCAGCAUCUCAAGAGGAUUUCAGAUAUUGAGCGUUUGGUUCGCAAUCUUGAAAAGAAGAGGGCUGGUUUGGUGCAUGUUGUCAAACUUUAUCAGUCAUGCAUCAGGCUUCCAUAUAUCAAGGGUGCUUUGGAACGGUAUGAUGGGCAGUUUGCGCCGUUAAUAAGAGAAAGGUAUCUCAACCAUCUGGAGAACUGGACUGAUGAUAAUCACUUGAAUAAGUUCAUUGGUCUCGUGGAAACAUCUGUUGACCUUGAUCAACUUGAGAACGGAGAGUACAUGAUUUCAUCUGGUUAUGACUCAAACUUAUCUGCGUUGAAAGAUGAGCAAGAAUCUCUAGAGAAACAGAUACAUAAUUUGCAUAAACAGACUGCAAAUGAUCUAGACCUGGCUGUUGACAAGACUCUAAAAUUGGAUAAAGGCACACAAUUUGGACAUGUUUUUAGGAUUACGAAGAAGGAGGAGCCAAAAAUAAGGAAAAAGCUGAACACCAAUUUUAUUAUUCUUGAAACUCGAAAAGAUGGUGUAAAGUUUACUAAUUCAAAGCUUAAGAAGUUAGGGGAUGAGUAUCAAAAGAUACUGGAGGAGUACAAGAAUUGUCAGAAGGAACUUGUGGCAAGAGUUGUCCAAACUGCUUCCACCUUUUCAGAGGUAUUUGAGGGUGUAGCUGGCAUGCUGUCUGAGUUAGAUGUCCUACUAAGCUUUGCAGAUUUAGCAGCCAGCUGUCCCACUUCCUACACACGACCAGAGAUCAAUCCUCCAAAUGUUGGAGAUAUAGUUUUAGAAGGAAGUAGACAUCCUUGUGUUGAAGCUCAAGAUUGGGUGAAUUUUAUUCCAAACGACUGUAAACUAGUCAGGGGAAAGAGUUGGUUUCAAAUCAUUACAGGACCUAACAUGGGUGGAAAGUCAACAUUCAUAAGACAGGUUGGUGUGAAUAUCCUGAUGGCUCAAGUAGGCUGUUUUGUUCCUUGUGACAAAGCUAUUAUUUCCGUACGUGAUUGUAUUUUUGCUCGUGUUGGUGCUGGUGAUUGCCAGCUACGUGGAGUUUCCACUUUCAUGCAAGAAAUGCUGGAGACUGCAUCGAUUUUGAAAGGUGCCACAGAAAACUCCUUAAUAAUCAUUGAUGAGCUGGGUCGUGGAACGUCAACUUAUGAUGGAUUCGGCCUAGCUUGGGCAAUCUGUGAACACAUAGUUGAAGUGAUUAAGGCACCUACAUUGUUUGCAACUCACUUUCAUGAGCUGACUGCAUUAGCACAAGAAAAUCCUGACAAUCCUGACAUUACUGGUGUGGCUAAUUAUCAUGUCAGUGCACACAUAGAUCCAGCAAGUCGAAAACUGACAAUGCUAUACAAGGUAGAGCCUGGUGCUUGUGAUCAGAGUUUCGGUAUUCAUGUGGCGGAGUUUGCAAAUUUUCCUGCUAGUGUUGUUGCACUUGCGAGAGAAAAAGCAGCUGAGUUGGAAGAUUUCUCGUCUGCAUCUUUUAUAGCAAAUGAUGAUACUGGGGGAUCAAAUAAGCGGAAAAGGGAGUUGGAUCCUGAUGACAUGUCUAGAGGCGCUGCCCGAGCUCGCCAGGUUUUGAAGGAGUUCUCUGAAUUGCCCCUGGACACAAUGGACUUAAAUCAGGCCCUCCAACAUGCCAGGAGAAUGCGCAGCGACAUAGAAAAGGAUGCAGCCAACUGUAACUGGCUCCAACAGUUCUUACAGUCCUCAACCUAA